Messenger RNA from Populus nigra (black poplar), 1512 nucleotides. RefSeq lists its product as uncharacterized. The record is from RefSeq and is a predicted model, not a curated record. The transcript has 2 exons. Bases 282 to 1229 code for a protein of 315 amino acids. Lineage: Eukaryota; Viridiplantae; Streptophyta; Magnoliopsida; Malpighiales; Salicaceae.
AGUGCGUAUGCCUAAUAAUCCUCCUAUUGCCACCUCAAAACAUGCCUAAAGAUAAACUCCCUUCAUACAUUGAUCCGCCGAUAGCCAAUCUCAACCUCCGAAUCUCUAAAGGAAGGAUGGUUACAGCAGGAAAACAUCUGUCUGUAUACAACCAUGCGUGGAAAGUUCUCCAAAAAGAAUGACAAACAUUUCAAAAGUUAGUCUCUCUCCCUCAAUUAUAUUAAGAAGGGGAGAGAACUCUCAUUGCCUGCAUAUCUCUUCGUUUUUAGAAAUUCAAGAAAAUGGGUUGUGGAAAAUCAAAACAUGAUGUUGCAGCUGGAAACACCAUCACCCGUAAGAAAUCUGAUGUGGGUAGCAACAAAAGCAAUUAUAAGGACUUGGAGCCUACAGUCAACGCAAGCAUAUUGGAGGAACAAAAAGAAAAGCAAAUUCCUAGCCAAGAGUCAUCAAAAAAGGUUGUCGCUGGUGUUCGGGAUGUAAAUGUAAUGGUUGUUGCUGGUGUUCAGGAUGGAAAUGUAGAGGCUGUCGCUAGUGAACAAGAUGCAAAUGUAGAGGCUGUCCCUGUUGUACAGGAUGCAAAUGUAGAGGUUGUCGCUAGUGAACAAGAUGCAAAUGUAGAGGCUGUCCCUGUUGUACAGGAUGCAAAUGUAGAGGGUGUCGCUAGUGAACAAGAUGCAAAUGUAGAGGCUGUCGCUGUUGUGCAGGAUGCAAAUGUAGAGGUUGUCGCUAGUGAACAAGAUGCAAAUGUAGAGGCUGUCGCUGUUGUGCAGGAUGCAAAUGUAGAGGUUGUCGCUAGUGAACAAGAUGCAAAUGUAGAGGCUGUCCCUGUUGUACAGGAUGCAAAUGUAGAGGUUGUUGCUGUUGUACAGGAUAUUGCGAAUGAGAAAGAAGAAUUGAAGGGAGGAGGAAAAGAUGUGGAGAUUAAAGAAGAAAGUGUUGUCGAGAAGCAGGAACCAGGAAAGUUGAUUUCAGAAGAGUCGUCAGAUAACGUUUCUGAGGGAAAGUCUGAGGAGAGUUUGUCAAAUGAGAUUGCUAAAUUGGAUGAUGUUGCCAAGGAAACAUUGGUUGAGAAAGAAACAAAACAAGAAGCAGAAAAUGAAGAGCCUCAAGCCAUGAAGCAAGAGAAUGCUGACAAGGAGCCAGAAGUUGCAAACCCUAUAACUGCUGAGCUAGAAGUUGCAAACCCUAUAACUGCUGAGCUAGAAGUUGCAAGCCCUACUACAAAUUAAGAAGCAGGAGACUUCUCAGGUCUAUAUGUUACUGCAUGAAAGAAAUUCAAAUGAACUAAGAGAACACAACUUUUCUGCAAGAUAAGCUGGUGCGUAGGUUCACCAAGAAAGGAUUUGAAGUCAACUUGAGAGGAAAGCCAGGUUAUGUGAAACUUAUAGCUGUAUGCCUUGUAUUUAUUUAUCAAGUAAAUUGUUUUCUAGUUUAUGUGGUAAUUUGCAACAUCCAAUGAAAGAACUCAUCAGAACUGUCAAGAUUAAUCAUAAAUUUGUUAUUCUCUUCUCA